Anthonomus grandis grandis is the source of this 1372-nucleotide messenger RNA. RefSeq lists its product as uncharacterized. Bases 1 to 924 code for a protein of 307 amino acids. The transcript is spliced from 2 exons. NCBI's taxonomy places the organism in Eukaryota, Metazoa, Arthropoda, Insecta, Coleoptera, Curculionidae. The record is from RefSeq and is a predicted model, not a curated record.
AUGGCAUCUAGCUCAUCUGACGAUGAAUUUAUUGCGUUAGAUAGCCUUGUAACUAAAAUAAUUACUAGAAAAAAAGUUGGUGUUCACUCUAUAAAUCGUGAGAGGGUACUUUAUGGUGAAUAUCAUCAUUUGUUCAAGAAGUUGACAGAUGACCCUGACCGCUUUUUUCAGUACACCAGAAUGAACCAUGAAACCUUCAAAUAUAUUCUAGAAAAAGUUAAACAUCUUCUAACUAAAAACUGGUGUAACCUUCACAGUCAGCCCAUUUUACCAGAAGAAAGAUUAGUCAUUACCUUGAGGUAUCUUGCUACAGGCUCAUCUUUCAGAAUGCUGUCAUUUUCAUUCAGGGUUGGAGCUUCUACUGUGGGAAAAAUUGUAACAGAAACAGUUGCUGCAUUGUGGAAAGUACUGCAACCAGUCCAUAUGCCUGUGCCCACGAAAGAUGAUUUUCAAAAGAUAUCUGAAGAUUUUAACAAUAUUUGGAAUUUUCCACAUUGCAUCGGCAGUAUUGAUGGAAAACAUGUACGCAUUCUUUGCCCUAGAAAUUCAGGGUCAAUGUUUUUUAAUUAUAAAAAAUAUUUUUCUGUGGUCCUACAAGGAGUAGCAGAUGCAAAUUAUAAAUUUAUAGUUAUAGAUGUCGGUGGAUACGGCAAACAAAGUGAUGGUGGUACAUUUCAAUCUUCGGAACUGUAUAAGUUGCUAUCGAAUAAACAACUGGAUAUUCCAGAACCAGCGUAUCUGCCUCAAACUACCUUAAAAGCACCGUUUGUACUAAUAGGUGACGAAGCAUACCCCUUGCUUCCCUAUCUUUUGAAACCAUUUGGUGGAAGAGAUUUAAAUUUUGAGAAAGAGUGCUUUAAUAAACGUUUAUCUCGUGCAAGGAAAACUAUUGAAUGUGCCUUUGGUAUCGUGAGUGCUAAAUGAAGACUACUUUUAAAGUGCAUUGAAACUGACAUAGCUACUGCAGAUCAUAUAAUUAAAUGUAUAUGUAUUCUUCACAACACUAUAAUAGACAGAGAAGGAUUUGAACGACAUUUGACAGAUGUAAGGUUAAAUAUUCCUGAUCACAAUAGAUGGCAAGUAACAGGACGACCAUUAAAUGAAGCCAAAACGAUUAGAGAUAUAUUUGUAACAUAUUUUUCCAACAUCACUCUGUCAUACGAUAAAUAAUAAUCUAUUUAUUCAUAUUUUUAGAGAAAUAAAAACAAUAAUAUUAUAAUAAACGAAAUAAUAGAUAUAUAUUUUCAUACGUACCAUCCUCUUUCAUUUCUUCAGCAAUUUCUUUCCAACAUUUGUCAACAACAUUUCUAUUGCUGUGUAAUUUACUUUUCUUAUCCCAUAUUGGGCAUUUCUUAUACACUGAUGCUAUUAA